AUGGCCAAUCCGUUUUUGAUGGACGACGAUCUGGAUGGCGGCGAUGCAGCCGUGAAUCCGUUUUUGGUGCAAACCGAAACGGAGCCAAUCGAUACGGAUAACCCAUUCGGUGAGUCAGCCUCCAAUCCGUUCGCUUUUGGGGGCGAUGAUCUGGAAACGGAGGCGGAGCCUGCGGCGGCUGUUGACAUUGAUGCAGCAAUGAGUUUCUUUGGCACCACCAUCGAGGCGGAGGACGAUGCGCUCAGUCUUAAGUCCGCCGCUGAGGAGGAUGAUGAGGGCAAAAAGGCGGAAGCGCCACCGCCGCGACCACAGCCGCCACAAAGCACACAGGAGCUAAUCAAUACGGUCUCCAGCCAGCUGGACGAGACGAGCUCGGAGCUGCUGGGCCGCAUUCCCGAUACCCGCUCGCCCAGUCCCGUCUCCAUGCGGGAUCUACACUCGCCCAGCCCCACGCCCGACUCAGGGCUGGCCGAUCUGCUCGAUGUGGAUGUCUCGGACAGUGGCUCCAGCGCGAACACCCAAGCCAUCGAGGUAGACCUAAUGAGCGGCAGCGUCGUUGCCGCCUCGCCGCUCGACAAUCCAUUUGGUGUGCCCACGGCACUGCCCAAUUUGCAGGGUGCGGCACCGCUGACGUCGCCAGCCAAGCAGCAACCACCGCGACCACCGCCGCCGCGUCCAUCGGCGCCACCACGGCCAACUCCGCCGGCGCACAUGAUGCAGGGACAUGGACAACAGCAUCCGACGCCGACUCCGGCGCCGCCACAGCGUCCGCCGCCGCCAUCAGCAGCAGCACCAACAGCAGCAGCAGCGGAACCGGCUGCCGAUGCGGAUGAUCUACUGGACAUGUUUGGUAGCAGUACCAAGCCGGCAAAGCCGCCGCCACCCAAAACCAAGGAGGACAUACUUAGUCUGUUCGAGCAGCCAGCUGUAGUUGUGGCGCCAGCGGCAGCUGCCCCACCGGAUUUGCUCAACGAUGAUCUGCCAGAGUCGAAUUCGCGAGAUGAGCCCAUCUUCAGCUCGAUGCUGAUACGACCGGAUGAUAGCACUCAUGAUAUUACCUCACAGCCGCAGGCGGCUACCGUGGCGCACAUUGCGGCACCGCCGGAAACAGCACAGAGGCAACGGGCGCCCACGCCGGACAUUGAAAUUACCACAGUGGAGGAUCUGCCGCGCUCCGACGAUGAGGAUGAGGAGCCAGAACCGGCGCCAGUCGUGCAGCCGAAGCAGCAGCAGCAGUCGCCAACUGAAAUUGAUGCGGAAACUGAGCUGGAAGCAGAGCCGGUACCCCAGCAGCAACAGCAGCAGCCCGAUCCGGCACCAGCACCAGCACCAGAACCGGAGCUAGAACCUGAGCCAGAGCAGCAGAUUACCAUUGAAUCGGAUCAGAGCCCACCCACGGAAUCGGCAGCCACCAUACAAGCUGUGCACGAGUCUCACACAGAGCUGGUCAACGAUGAGCCCGAGCAGAUGGACACCGGAUUGGAUUUUCCGGGGCUAGCCAGCGGUCAACUGUCUGCCAAUCCGUUUGCCAGUCCCGAGGAGGAGGACGAACCGAGCUUUGCGCCUGCACCCAUUGUCAGCAACAUCUUUGCCGUGGAUGAGCCCGAAACGGAGGAAACGGUGCCACCGGUGGUGCAACCACGGGCAGCUCCACCCAUUCCACAACCAGCUGCCAGUUAUGCCAGUAACAUCUUUGCAGUUGAACCGGAUGAGUUCGACGCAUUCUCGGCCAAAUUUGACUCGGUUAAGAAGGACAACAUCAGCAUACUCGACGGCUUCGGCUCUGGAUCUGGUGCUAUAACACCCUCAGGAGGCGAUGCUUGGGGCGAUAGCGCCUUUGGGUCAGCGACGACAACGGCAAAUGCUUUUGGCGAGGUCAACUCGGUGGACGACGGUUUCGGCAAUGAGGAUGACGACUUCUAUGCCAUGCAGGCGCCAGUGCGCGCGGACUCCGUGGAGUCUGUGGACAAGGAAUUCAGCGUAGUCAUCCGACCAAAGGCGGAUGGUGCAUCUGGGGUGGCACCUCAGCUGGCACCACCGCCACCGCCGGCGCGCACAGCGGUUCAGUCGGCAACCGAUCAAACAACCACAUCGCCAGCGACAGUGAAUCCGUUUGAGGAUGAUGUCAGCGGCUUUCCAGCACCACCGGCUGCCACAGAAAGCAGCAUGAAGCGCACAGAUUCACAGGAUACCCCACAGACGCCGCUGUAUGACGAGGAUGUGUCCCAGCCAUUGGAGGAGUUCCCCCGUCUCAACUAUGUCGGCCCCGGCUGGGAGAUGCAGUUGCGCCAACCCAACAAGAAGAAGAUUACCGGCCAGCGCUUCUGGAAGAAGAUCUUUGUACGCCUCGUUGUGCAGAACGAUGUGCCGGUGGUGCAGCUACUGAACCAGGCCGGUGACAAGCAGCCUUUCCAGGAGCUGCCGCUGCAGCCCUCCUACUCGGUGUCGGAGAUCGGUGCCCAGCAGUACGAUCAAUUUGGCAAAAUCUUUACCAUGAAACUGCAGUAUAUAUUCUACAAGGAGCGACCCGGUGUACGACCCGGCCAGGUGACCAAGGCGGAGCGCAUUACCAACAAGCUGACCAAGUUCGCACAGUAUGCCAUCGCUGGCGACUACGAGGGUGUCAAGGAGUUUGGCAGUGAUCUUAAGAAGCUCGGCCUGCCCGUGGAGCAUGCGCCACAAUCUUCGCAGCUCUUCAAAAUUGGCUCGAUGAACUACGAGGACAUGAAACAGUUCUCCGUUUGCAUCGAGGAGGCGCUCUUCAAGCUGCCCGCUUUGCGUGAACGUGCGCUCACUUACAAGAUGGAGGAGGUGCAAGUGACGGCAGUGGAUGAGAUCACCGUUGAGCAGGACUUCGAGGGCAAGAUACUUAAGCAAAUAGCGCGUGUGCGCCUCUUCUUUCUGGCCUUCCUCACGGGCAUGCCAACCAUCGAGCUGGGCGUCAACGAUAUGUGGCGACAGGGCAAGGAGGUGGUUGGACGCCAUGACAUUAUACCCGUGGCCACAGAGGAGUGGAUUCGCCUGGAGGCCGUCGAGUUCCACAGCGUUGUCAAUCAGCAGGAGUAUGAGCGCACACGCACCAUCAAGUUUCAGCCACCAGAUGCCAACUACAUAGAACUGCUGCGCUUCCGCGUACGUCCGCCAAAGAACCGUGAGCUUCCGCUGCAGCUGAAGGCCACCUGGUGUGUCACUGGCAACAAGGUGGAACUGCGGGCCGACAUACUGGUGCCGGGAUUCACGUCGCGCAAAUUGGGCCAGAUACCAUGCGAGGAUGUCUCCGUGCGUUUUCCCAUACCCGAGUGCUGGAUCUAUUUGUUCCGCGUGGAGAAGCACUUUAGAUAUGGAUCCGUGAAGUCGGCCCAUCGACGCACCGGCAAGAUCAAGGGCAUUGAGCGCAUAUUGGGCGCUGUGGACACGCUGCAGGAAUCACUGAUUGAGGUUACCUCCGGUCAGGCGAAGUAUGAGCAUCAUCAUCGCGCCAUUGUCUGGCGCUGUCCGCGUCUACCCAAGGAAGGACAGGGCGCAUAUACCACACAUCAGCUGGUUUGCCGCAUGGCGCUCACAUCGUACGACCAAAUACCGAGCGAACUGGCGCCAUACGCAUUCGUGGAAUUCACAAUGCCCGCCACGCAGGUCUCGCAUACCACCGUGCGCUCUGUGAGCGUGCAGGACUCCGAUGCCGAUGAGCCACCCGAGAAGUACGUUCGCUAUCUGGCACGGCACGAGUACAAGGUUGGCAUCGAGACCACGCACGGCGAAUCCACGAAUGCGUAUCUGGCGGCAACGCGACCCAUUCGCCAGGAGCCCGCCGCUGCCACCGCAGGUAGCAAGCCGACUGCAUCGCCUGUGCCACCCAGCGAUACGGAUUCCGACUCCAACUAAGCGUUUGCUUCAAUCGAACUGAACCCAUAUUAUGGUUGAGUUUAGUUUUCAGCGACCACAGCGAACAUCCAGUCACAAAUAUCUGGUACAUAUUUUUGUUCUCUUCCGUGUUCUCAUCUCAGUGGACGUGAAUGAUUCAAUUGAGAGUGCUCUGUGUGUAGUUUGAAUAUUAGGUAAUGAUUAGUUGACAAUAAAUACAGGAACAGCCACACAUGAAGAACGCCCCAGCAAAAUAUCAAUAAUAUACGGCUGGAUAGAUGGUCAAACGAGAGGUAUAAAAAAAGAAGCAAACACAAACACAAACACAAAAAAAAGAAAAGAAAACAAAAA
Molecule: messenger RNA, 4212 nt
Organism: Drosophila grimshawi
Lineage: Eukaryota; Metazoa; Arthropoda; Insecta; Diptera; Drosophilidae
Product: protein stoned-B
Exons: 6
Coding region: 1-3882 (1293 amino acids)
Biological process (GO): synaptic vesicle endocytosis; regulation of endocytosis; clathrin-dependent endocytosis
Cellular component (GO): AP-2 adaptor complex; synaptic vesicle
Molecular function (GO): clathrin-cargo adaptor activity
Source: RefSeq, a predicted model, not a curated record